GUAAAAGAAACAGAAGGAGAAAAGUAAAAUAGAUUUUCAUUCACUGUUAUCGACUGUUUUCAUUCUUUUGCUGUUUGACAACAAACCACGCAGUUGGAAUAUGUUUUCUUUGUUUUAAUCGCCUCUUUGUUCACAUUGAUAUAUAUUUGGCAUUCCAUUCAAGCACCGUUGCCCACGUUGACACGCUUCUUCGCACGGCACGUUGGACACCAGGCUAUUGCGCUAGCUGCUCGCUAGCCUUUACAGCUAACCUACUAGCCGUGUGUCAAUUGAACACACGGUGAAGCCUGCGGGCCUUUCAUGUGGAGAUUCUGCAGAAAAAAACGCUGAGUUGGUUCCCCAUCAAGUGAAGAGCUGCAUUUUGUCAUUUUUCAGAGAAAAACUACUUUGUGUCCGGGAAAAUAUGGAAGCCCCUCCUGUUUCAGUGAUGCCGGUCACCGGAGGAACGAUCAACAUGAUGGAGUAUCUGCUGCAAGGCAGUGUGUAUGACCAAGCACUAGAAAGCCUCUUGCAUCGCCUUCGAGGUCUGUGUGACAACAUGGAACCUGAGACUUUCACAGACCAUGAACUGGUUUAUCUUCUGAAAGGCCAACAAGGGAACCCUUUCAUUCUGCGUGCCCGGCAGUCCCUCUCCCACCCCACAUCACCAUGGCACCUACGCUACCUAGGCCAACCGGAAGUGGGAGACAAGAGCCGUCACGCCCUGGUGCGUAACUGUGUUGACGUGGCGGCCUCUCACAGCCUGCCGGAGUUCCUCAAUGAGAUGGGCUUCCGCAUGGACCACGAGUUUGUCUCCAAUGGGCACAUGUUUCGCAAAGGUGCAAUGAAAAUUGUGGUUAGCAAGCUGUCACGCAUCCUGGUACCGGGUAACACGGACAACACGGAACGUCUAUCACUUUCAUACCUGGUGGAGCUGAGUGUGUUGUCUCCUGCUGGCCAGGACAACAUGUCCGAGGACAUGCGCAGCUUUGCUGAGCAACUUAAACCACUGGUUCACCUGGAGAAGAUUGACCCAAGCAAACAGAGACAUUGAAUGACAUACUUUUUAGAGGGUCAAGUCAUCUCUGGCCCCCCAUGGACAAACAUUUUUUUUGUGUGUAAUAACAUUUGAACUGAAAUUAAAUGCAAUUCAAUUUUGACUUCACGAUUACCCUUCUGGUCAAUUUGUUAUGUGAGCUAGAAAUGACUAGUCAGACAAUAUUCUUGUAUUUCAUAAUUUACCACCAAAGCGUGGUCACGGAUGUUUUGAAAUGGUAACUGUAAUCAGUUGUUUUAGUUUGUAGUGCACAGGUUUGGUUAAACUCAUUGCUAUUUCAUCUGCGUUCUUACACGCUUGAUGCAUCAGGAUGCUUGUCUACUGCACAGCGAAAUUGACUGUUUGCUAAAGAAAUAAUAGUGAUGUGUCUGGGAAUAAAAAGAAAAACAAAUAAGUGUUGAAAAAACAACCACCGGGCAAGCUGGAGUUGUUAUAUGAAUUAAUUGUUGCAUCUUUACUUUUAUUUCUCAUGGUGGCUUUGAGCCUUUUUAUUUAUUUCAUUGGCUUAAGUUCUCGAUUCUGAUCCUUUAUGAUUUCAUUAUCUCUGUGGCAGGUUUAACACCUAAAAAACACAUUGUUUUCUAUCCAAUUUCAAAUGGCAUUUUCCUGAAGAAAUGAUUUGUGUGAAUAAACGUUCUCCCACUA
This is a messenger RNA of Pseudoliparis swirei, 1681 nucleotides long. RefSeq names its product mediator of RNA polymerase II transcription, subunit 18 homolog (yeast) (gene med18). Gene Ontology annotation, biological process: termination of RNA polymerase II transcription; regulation of transcription by RNA polymerase II. Bases 404 to 1033 code for a protein of 209 amino acids. Gene Ontology annotation, molecular function: transcription coregulator activity. NCBI's taxonomy places the organism in Eukaryota, Metazoa, Chordata, Actinopteri, Perciformes, Liparidae. The record is from RefSeq and is a predicted model, not a curated record. Gene Ontology annotation, cellular component: core mediator complex; mediator complex. The transcript is spliced from 3 exons.